Molecule: messenger RNA, 2422 nt
Organism: Xenopus tropicalis (tropical clawed frog)
Lineage: Eukaryota; Metazoa; Chordata; Amphibia; Anura; Pipidae
Gene: adpgkl
Product: ADP-dependent glucokinase like
Exons: 8
Coding region: 656-2134 (492 amino acids)
Biological process (GO): carbohydrate metabolic process; glycolytic process
Molecular function (GO): ADP-specific glucokinase activity; phosphotransferase activity, alcohol group as acceptor; kinase activity
Source: RefSeq, a predicted model, not a curated record
GCGGAACGCUAGCGGCCCAUAGUUACAAGACGCAGCGCAGACAGCCGUUGCAUAACAGUGGCCGAAAGGGGCUUGUUUUCCUCCGCCGGCAACCUUAUGUAAGGCGGCUGCUAUAACGCGUUACGUGUGUUUUCGGAAAUUUGGGAACUUGAGUCCCGUGAUUCUUAGUUGUGCGAGACGUGCAAAUGGCACGUCCGCACCAGAACUUUUUUUUUGUUGAAUGAAAGUGUUUCUUUCUCUUUGGUUUGCUGAGGGCGCAUGCGCAGUAAAAGUGGCAAACUUUCUCUUGGUUGAUUGACAUUCCCCAUGCGCAUGCUCACAGACACCAAAGUGAUGUGACAGCGUUGACGUCGACAGAUCGCUCGCUUCUCUUGAGCAUGCGCAGUGUGUUGGAAAUGUUGGCGAGCCCUGCGGGGAUAGCUAAUGGGCAUGCGCGGACAUGCGCACUCUCUAGAAGGGAAAGGGUUGGCAGCGGCUCGCCAAUGGACUCGGCUUUGGAUGGAAUGAAUGGUAGUUAGUCGGGUAACUACAAGGUCCCACUGCAGCAUCGAGUAAAGCUUCACCAUCGUGCUGCUGACUGGAGUUACUCAUCCCCUGGAAUCCACCUCCUCCCAUCCAGCCUCUUGGGUACCACUUGUCCCAACCCUGCUGAGAGAUGUGGGUGAAGGCUUUGUGUGUGGGGCUUCUUGCCAUUGCUGUGGGCUUCCUCCAUCACCUGCAUCCAGACAUCCCUGAAGCUGCCCUAGGUUACCUUUCCUCUUCUAUUCAAAGCGUCACCUCUAGGGAUCCAGCUUCCUCCUCGCCGCCCAUUGAAGAAGCCUUCUCUGCGGCCUGGGACAGGCUGAUUGUGGCACCCAGCAAGCACUGGGGGCGGGUAGCAGUGGGAGUCAACGCGUGUGUGGAUAUAGUGCUUUCCGGCAUCAGCUUGUUGCAGGCUUUGGCUCUGACUCCGCAGUCUAAGGAAGAUCACUCCGUGUUAAACUCCCAGGAGGAGCUUGCAGAGACAUUCUUGCAUUACAUGCAGCGGGGAGCGGCUGCAGAACGUUUCUAUAGUGAUGCCAUCAGCUUUGCACACAUCUCCAGGACUGCCUCCCAGGAUCCCAGGGCACAGCACUUUGUGGGAGGGAACGCAGCACUAAUUGCCCAGAGACUGGCGGCCAACCCUGAUUUGGAGGUUCUUCUUUGUGGACCCGUUGGCCCAAAACUACAUGAGCUGCUGGAUGAGCGGGUCUACGUGCCACCAGCUUCUUUGCAGGAACAAGAUGAAUACCAUCUCAUUUUGGAAUACAAAGCAGGUGAGCAGUGGGGAUCCACUCGGGCUCCAGCGGCCAGUCGAUUCAUAUUUUCUCAUGAUUUGUCCAACGGUGCAAUGACGUCGCUUGAGGUUUUGCUUUCUAGCCUGGAGGUCUUCCAACCCAAGCUGCUGGUUCUCUCUGGGCUCCACAUGAUGGAGGGUCUGAGCAAGGAUGCUAGAGAAGGAAGGCUCAGAGAGGCUGCAGCUUCCAUGUCCGAGGUGCCUUCAGAUAUCCUCAUUCACCUUGAAUUGGCUAGUAUGACAGAUGGGGACUUGAUGAGAGGAAUCAUUUACCAGCAGGUCUUCCCUUUCAUCAGUUCUCUUGGGCUCAAUGAGCAGGAGCUCUUAUUUCUCAGCCAAUCAGCCUCUGGCCCCCACUCCUCCAUCUCUGCCUGGUCCGGAAUCCCAGAGGUUGGGAUUGUCAGUGAUAUCUUGUUCUGGAUUCUUAAGGGUUCAGAGAAUGGAGCCUCCACUCUUACCCGAGUUCACUUUCACACCCUGGCCUACCAUAUUUUGGCAACUGUUGAUGGCUUCUGGGGAAAUCAGGUAUCUGCAGUAGCUGCUGGUGCAAGGGUUGCUAGUACUCAGGCUUGUGCCAGUAAAACUAUCAAUGCAAACAGAGUAACAUUAAAGACUCCUUUGGAGUUUUCUACCUCUCAGGAACAGGCGGGCAGUAGAGUCAGGGUGAGCGCACAGGAACCAGUUGCAGUUUGGAGUAGGGAAGGAGUAACAUUCCACUUCACACCAGUUCUCAUCUGCAAAGACCCAGUUCGGACUGUGGGGUUAGGGGACGCAAUAUCAGCAGAGGGACUCUUAUUCUCUGAGGCAACAUCUCAGUAAGGUAUCACAUACUUCUAUCCUAAGCCUCAAAAAUGUUUAAAGCUGAGUACUGCCCUUUUUGAGAGUCCCAUUCCAUUAUAAUGACAAAACUAUGUGUGGAUAUAUUGGAGUGCAAGUUCCUGGGUUUGAAUCUGCUGGCAGUGAUGGAAUGCUUGUGUACAUGGCUUCUUUCCUCUUCUGAUGCUUUACACAUAUGUUGUUGAUUCGGCAAAGCAGAAAUGUCCAUAAAGUAUUUUUGAUAAUUGUGGCUUCAGUGAUUAAAAGGGAAACAGUACCUGCAUGUGGAUA